Messenger RNA from Aptenodytes forsteri (emperor penguin), 755 nucleotides. Its product is annotated as heterogeneous nuclear ribonucleoprotein L-like. Gene Ontology annotation, biological process: regulation of RNA splicing. The record is from RefSeq and is a predicted model, not a curated record. The annotation marks the transcript as partial. NCBI's taxonomy places the organism in Eukaryota, Metazoa, Chordata, Aves, Sphenisciformes, Spheniscidae. The transcript is spliced from 5 exons. Gene Ontology annotation, cellular component: nucleus. Gene Ontology annotation, molecular function: mRNA binding.
CUACGACGACCCCCACAAGACGCCCGCCUCCCCGGUGGUGCACAUCCGGGGGCUGAUCGACGGCGUCGUGGAGGCCGAUCUCGUGGAGGCCCUGCAGGAGUUUGGCCCCAUCAGCUACGUGGUGGUGAUGCCCAAGAAGAGACAAGCCUUGGUGGAGUUCGAGGACAUCCUCGGCGCCUGCAACGCUGUUAAUUACGCAGCCGACAACCAGAUCUACAUCGCUGGUCACCCCGCCUUCGUCAACUACUCCACCAGCCAGAAGAUAUCCCGCCCUGGGGACACGGAUGAUUCCAGGGGCGUCAACAACGUCCUGCUCUUCACCAUCCUCAACCCCAUCUACUCCAUCACGACGUUAACGCCGCCAACGUUUGACUCGGUGCAGAGUGCCCAGCGAGCCAAGGCGUCCCUCAACGGGGCCGACAUUUACUCCGGGUGCUGCACGCUGAAGAUCGAAUACGCCAAGCCCACGCGCCUCAACGUCUUCAAGAACGACCAGGAUACCUGGGACUACACCAACCCCAACCUCAGCGGACAAGGUAAUCUCCGAUGCGUCUCCAAGCAGCAGGCCAUCAUGCCCGGGCAGUCCUACGGGUUGGAGGACGGAUCCUGUAGCUACAAGGACUUCAGCGGCUCCCGCAACAACCGCUUCUCCACCCCCGAGCAGGCGGCCAAGAACCGGAUCCAGCACCCCAGCAACGUCCUCCACUUCUUCAACGCUCCCUUGGAGGUGACCGAGGACAACUUCUACGAGGUAC